GUGUUUGUGGGUAUUUGGGGGUGGCGGCGGAGGGGCAUUUGAUGGGUGAAGUGGCAGCACCGCCUUCAACUCUUCCCCCAUCGUCCGGACCGUCGUCGUCGUCGUCUGCAGCGUCGCUGAGCUCGCCUUUGACAUUCCCUAGACCGGCAGGAUCCGCUGGUCUUGUCUAGACGCAACCGCGCGUUCCCAGCAGCGUGCCGCUUGAUUCUAGCAUCCAACCCGACUCGACGUCGUUUCACACCUGUUCAUAUUCUUCCGAUCGUAAACAUGGCUACUCUUCACCCUCCCAGCCCCAGUCCUUCCCCCGGCCCCGGUGGUAACGCCAGCGGUCGCUCGCCCAACUUCCGCGCCUCCUUGGGACCCUCUCCCCGGCCCUCAGCGGUCGGCACGGGGCUCCCCCCUGCAUCUCCUCGUCCUGGAGCUGUUUCUGGUGCUGGCAGGCCCACAAGUGAGCUCCUCGGCAGUACUGGCAUGUUCCAGACUCCGGAAGCCGAGGCAAUUGAUCAGUGGUUUGAGACCUUCCAAAACUAUGAGGUGACGCUGGAAGAAAUGGCUGCUGCCUCUUUGGACGUCAACUUCAAGGAAGAAUUGAGCGCUAUCGAGCAAUGGUUUAAAGUCCUGUCGGAAGCCGAGCGCACAGCCGCUCUUUACAGUCUUUUGCAACAUUCGACCCAGGUCCAGAUACGUUUCUUCAUCACCGUCCUCCAGCAGAUGGCGAGGUCGGACCCUAUGACCGCCCUCCUCAGUCCCGCUCUUGGCAGCUCUAUGCAGAGUCAGAUGGAGGCCAAGUUGGCUCAGAUGAACCUGAAGUCACCCAGCCUCAAGUCUGGCCUUCCCGCCUCACCCACUGCUCGCAACUUCUCGGGCAACCGUCCCCAUAUCGGCUUGGAAACCAACCAAAACGGUUUCCUGUCUCCGGAUAUCGCGAGUCUCCCCUCUGCGGGUGGUCACGACCCGGCUGCUACUCUAGCCCAGCAACGUGCCAGGCUGGAGGCGAGGAAGGCGAGCAAUGCAGCCCACCGUAUCUCGGCGCCGGCUCUCAGUGCCAGUCUGAACAACGGGACCUGGGGCUCUGGUUCCAACCAUCUCGGCCAAGUCGACGAGCGCCCGAGCUCUCCGAAUUCUCAGGAGCUCACGAUCCCUGCUCCGAACGCCAAUGCGUCCAGACCCAAGAGCACCGACUUCACUGGUGCGGCCAACGCAUUGAAGUCGGCCAAGCUGGAGGACGGCAUGUCGCCGAUGGCCGAGGGAAGCUGGGCGAGCAUGGUGAACACGCCCCUCAUGCCCAUGUUCAAGGAUACCCGUAACGCUCAGCAGAGCCUCGACGCCGCCGCGGCGAAGCUCAACGACUGGACUGGUUCUAACAGCGGUGGCGGCGUGCCGCUUAUCUCCGAUCCGCCCAAGAGGCUGAACCGUCUGUCCAAGGGCAGCACUCAGAUGAACGACGACGAGGGCAGCAACACGAGCCAAGGCAACAACCAGCAGCACGGGCAGCGCAGCACCUCUGGUGGCAUGAGGAACGCCAGCGGGGCUGGCAACGGAUUUGGAGGUCAAGGUGGAUGGAACGGCUCGCGGAGCCCGGCGCUCUCAAACAACAGCCGACUUAACGACGACAACAACAACAACAUGAAUGGAUUGGGCAUGGCGGGCUUCGGCAUGGGGAUGGGUAGCCCUGGAUUGGGCAUGGGCAUGCCCGGCAUGCCGGGCUUCGGCGGGAUGCCGUUGAGCCCGUUCGGGAACAUGUUCAACAUGCAGAACCUCGCCGCGAUGAACAACAUGACGCCGGAGCAGCUGCUCGCGUUACAGAUGACAGCUGCCGCGCAGCUCGGGCAAGCGGGCCUGGGCGGAUUUGGAAUGGGUAUGCACCAGCAGAGCCCUUCGAGCGCGCGGAGCGGCCUGCGCAGCGCGCGUUCGCCGGGCAAGUCGCCGAGCGUGCGCGACAAGAAGGACGAGGAGGACGUGGACCCGAAGCUCCUGGAUGACGUGCCCGCGUGGCUUCGCAGCCUGCGCCUGCACAAGUACACGCCGAACUUCGAGGGCGUGCACUGGCAGGACAUGGUCGCGAUGGACGAGGCCGCGCUGGAGGCGAAGGGCGUCGCGGCCCUGGGGGCGCGGAGGAAGAUGCUGAAGACGUUCGAGGUGGUGCGCAAGAAGAUGGGCAUCGACCCGCCGGCGAGCGCGACGCCCUCCUCGGCCGUUUGAGCGAGCAGCUGCAAGCAAGCAAUUAAUUCAUCGUGCUGGUGCGGUGUUUCGUGCGCGUGCCGGCAUGGACGAUGAUGACCCCGAGAAUGGUCGCUCUCUGGAUCCACAAACACGCUGACGGCCCACGGUGCCGUAUACAUAUUUCUUGUCUCUCGUUUGUCUUCCUCUCUGCUCGUGGCUCGGCCUUCCCACUCUCUUCAUGUAUACCUCUCCCGGACGCUACCCUCGGCGAGGCACUCCAUGUUCGCAGAGGGUACGUAUGAGUGUACGCGUCCGCGUAUAUGUACACCAUAAUUUGUUGCAUGUACCUAGGUCUAUCUAUUCGCCUUCCGCUCAGCCCAACGUGUGUGCAUGCCGCUCGUCUCCGUUGUGCCCAGCACUUCUUGACGGGCGGACGCAAUGUCAUAUACAGGUAAUGAAC
Fomitopsis serialis is the source of this 2623-nucleotide messenger RNA. RefSeq lists its product as uncharacterized. Gene Ontology annotation, cellular component: P-body. Bases 268 to 2202 code for a protein of 644 amino acids. The record is from RefSeq and is a predicted model, not a curated record. The transcript is spliced from 5 exons. Gene Ontology annotation, biological process: nuclear-transcribed mRNA poly(A) tail shortening; regulation of mRNA stability. Lineage: Eukaryota; Fungi; Basidiomycota; Agaricomycetes; Polyporales; Fomitopsidaceae. Gene Ontology annotation, molecular function: protein binding; mRNA binding; translation repressor activity.